ACCCGCCUUUUCUUCUCUUGUGUUCGCAUUCUCUCACUCGUUGUCCGUUGGUUGAUAAUGACGUCGUAGAUAAUGACGUCAUUGUUCCUCCCCCUGUCGUGCUUUAAUCACGAAAGUGGAUAUUUAGUCGGUCAGUUUGUUGAGGACAACAGUUGUUAUUAUGUUGUUGAUGUAAAACACGACGCUUGUUUUCAAGAUGGCGGCGCAGCUCACCAUAUUGGUUGCCUGGGAAAAGUUAACGUAACAAACCAUAAAGAUAAAAUACAAAUCCGCUUCGACGAAGAUCACGUAGUUUGUAGUAGUCAUAAUGACGUCACAAUAGUGGUUUAUGACGUCGACAAGAUAGCAACAUCUGCAGAAUUCUACAAUCCUAAUAGAACCAGGAAGUCAGGGUAUUCCCCAUACGACGUAGCUUCCGUUAAAACUUUAUUUUCUGUUGUUUCAAAUUUUCAUACACUCCAAGAUGGCGGCCACCCCAACACCAUGCACCCAACCAAGCAAAAUAUUCAAGUAUUUCUAUUAUUCAACACAAUGUUAUCUCACAUUUGGAAACUAUUUCAUCCAAUUAUUUAUUUGCUCCAACUUUCAAGCGUUGGUUCAUUAUUCCUUCAUAAACUGAAAGUUGUUAAAAAUCGGAACAAAACUCAAGCAAUAUCCUUGUUCGUUGACCUGCUGUUGGGAAUCUUGUUUUAUUUUAUCGUUUCAAACAAUUUAACUCCAAUCUCCGACCAAAGUUUUACAUUCGUUCCAUCAGUUGAUUAUAUUGGAAUACAGGUUGAACAUUUAAUCCGAUGGUUGAUGGGAAUUCCUAUCGGGCUGAAACUAAAUUCAAACCUCAAUCAAUUUCUUGGAAAGUUUUUCCUUCACCAUGUUCGCUUGUGGUUGGAAUACAUCCACGUUUUGUCGGCUGCAUUUUGGGACGAAUCGCAACACAAGGAUUUGCUUGAGUGGUUGUUACUUAUAUGUUGCGGAGGGUUUUCAUUCGUCUUCGCUAUUUUAUCAGAUCUGACGGCCAUCUUAUCAUUCCAUAUAUACUGUUUCUAUGUCUACGCAACAAGAGUGUAUGGUUUGCAGAUGCACGGCAUUAUUUCACUCGGCCGAUUAUUCAGGGGAUUGAAACGCAACCCUCUACGACAACGAAUUGAUUCUAUGACACAACAAUCGGAGCGAUUAUUCAUUGGGACUUUGGUUUUCACAGCCCUAUUGUUCUUACUACCAACAACUAUGCUGUACUAUGUUAUAUUUGCUGCACUAAGGUUGGUCAUAAUGGCAAUCCAGAACAACUUACUUUGGUUACGAAAACUUUUCGGUAACUUUCCAUUGUACCUUGUGUAUCGACGCGUGAGGUUUCCGGAGGAAUUUCCAGGACGUGCCGUCUUUACCCAGACGCAGCAAGGGUUCAUACGACUAGUGGUUCACCCCUGCCCAUAUAUGGUGGUGUUGCAUCGUUGGGUCACACACACCAUUCAACCAACAAUCUCAUUCAAACAACUUUUAUUCUCCUUGGUUUACGGCAGUUUAUUGAAAUGGGUUUAAUCUCGUGCCGCGACAAUAACAUUGAAAACAUUGCUACACAACCAAUAAAUUAUCAUCUCCAUGAUUUCUUUAA
Messenger RNA from Ciona intestinalis (vase tunicate), 1609 nucleotides. RefSeq lists its product as uncharacterized. Gene Ontology annotation, biological process: GPI anchor biosynthetic process. The record is from RefSeq and is a predicted model, not a curated record. Lineage: Eukaryota; Metazoa; Chordata; Ascidiacea; Phlebobranchia; Cionidae. Gene Ontology annotation, cellular component: membrane; endoplasmic reticulum.